AUCGGAUCAAUUCUAUUGUACAUAAUAAACGGAGUAAAUUUUAUAAUAAUUUUACAAUUUUAUUAAAACAGUAAAAAUAAAACUAUCUCACAAUCUCACCGUUAAACAGCAAGAGAUAAGAAAAUAAGGAAAGAUGAAUCAAAAUAGACAGAAAAAUAAAGGGUUUCGAACCAACAAUCAAAAUAAUGUGAAGAAAGUAAGAUUUGAUACAAGUCAACAGUGGCGUUUAUCGCGAAGACAAAUCCAAGCUAAUAAUGCCCCAAAUCGUAAAGCGAUACAAAACAAUUUAAAAAUGAUUAAAAGCGGGACAACACCUUUAAAACGAGCGCAAGCUGCAUAUUAUGGAGGAAAUAAAAAUCGGAGUCCGUUGGUUGUGCAACCAACGCGACCGGUGAAACGUGCCACUGUCACACAAGAUUCCAAUAAAUUACCCGUUCAUGCACGAUUAGGUACCAAGUCGAAUGUAAAUGGUGUCGCUUCAACUGGAAGAAUUAACAAAAAAUUACCACUAAAAUCAACUGGAAUCGUUACCAAAAAUCCAAGCAAUUCAGCAGUUCAGCAACUUAUAGCGCAAAAGCGGGCACUGCGGCUAAAAACAAUACAGCAGCAAAAAAAAUUGAAACAAAUAGAAGAGACAUUAAAACGAAAAAGUGGUGUACUUAAUACUGGCACAUUACGUAGUGAUCAAUUACUAAGGAAACACAAUAGGAAUAAUGUUACAAUUAAAAAUAGAAUUCGUCAAAAUUUAGGAACAAAUAGCUCAGCAGCUGCGGCAGCCGAUUUAAGCGUUAGUGUGGCUAACGAUUUUGCCUUACAACGCCAACUUUUAAAUAAUGAUGUUGCUGGUGGUUUUACCAAUAGAGUAAAUAGGAGGAAUUUAAAUCGGCCAGCACUUCGCAGUAACGAGGUCGAUCCUGUAAUACAACGAGAAAUUUCACUUAUACAAGAACGUAGCCGACGUGCAAAAAUGGAUCCAUCAUUAUUUUCGCCACCAUUAACAAAUAUAAAUUCAACUGCACCAGCGUUAGCGCCUGUCUUAAUACAACACGAAAACCCAUUAACACAAUUAGGAGGAAUAACUACUUCUCUAGUACCGAAUGAUACUAAUAGACCUAAGUUGUCAUUACAUGAACGUUUCAGUCUCUUGUAAAACAAAAUAUAUUACAGAAGCCAAAAUAUGAUUACAUUUAUUUUUAU
Messenger RNA from Chrysoperla carnea, 1197 nucleotides. RefSeq lists its product as uncharacterized. The record is from RefSeq and is a predicted model, not a curated record. The transcript has 7 exons. Lineage: Eukaryota; Metazoa; Arthropoda; Insecta; Neuroptera; Chrysopidae. Bases 134 to 1150 code for a protein of 338 amino acids.